AUGGCAAAUCAUCUCGGUGAAGUUAUUGAACGCUAUUUGAAAGCCAAUCAUACCGAUGGGAGUACCAAGUGCUUAAAGUUUACAUAUACUGAGACAUAUUCAUCAACGGAUAAUAGCCGAAAAAUUGAUGUAAAUUAUAAGAUCGGACAAGUAAAAGAGGUUUCUUAUUAUUCAGGACAAUCCAAAUUCACGGCCGUUGUUAAGGAAAAAGUUUCAGAUGGAAAUGAAUCCCUUGAAUUGUUUAUGUAUUUGAGGGUAAUGCCUGAAAUGAAACGUAUUUUGGAAGAAUACAAUAAGUGCCCUGCUGAUGAUGUAAUACCAAAGGUUCCGCUAUUAUUGGCUAACGAUGAGAUUGAAAGACGCUUGUACGCUGCCAUUAAGAUUAUAGAAGGAUAUUGGCCCGAAUUUAAAGAUAUAACUACCAAACUACGCAGUUAUGUGGAAACAAUUAAUAAGAGCAUUACUGGUUUGAUGGCCAACAAACUUUCCCAAUAUAAAAUCAUUGCACUUGGUGAACCGUCCAUUAAAAACAUGCUCGUUGAAACAAUACAACAAUACAAUAAUGUCAGAAUUCUUGAUGCAAAUGUAGUAUUUGUAAGCAUAUUUAGUGAAUAUGAACAUAUGUAUAUGUACAUAUAUACAUAUUUAUUUAGAUAUAUACGUAUCUACACCAGGUAUGUAGUAGUGAAAAUUAGCGCAGCGCGCCCAACACUGAUCUACACACUCCCACAUUUGAUUUAUAUUUGUUUUAUUUACUAUUUUCUACAGAAUAACUUUAAAAAUUGCUUCGUUGGAUACUGCGGCUAUGACUUGAAUUUCUUCUUUUUCGCAAAUUUGACGUUAGAUAUGUUGACAUCCCAUCGUUAUGAACUACUUCAUUACUAUCAUGAGCAUUUUGCUGCUACAUUAAAAAGUUUAAAUGAAUCCUCCAUUCCCAGUUGGGUAACCAUUCUCCAAGAAGUACGAGAGUUUGAGUUUAUCGGUAUUUACGCAUUACUUUGCGAAAUGCCUAUUUAUAAUUCAGAAUACAAUUUUCAAAAUUGCUGCACAUUGGAGUCCGAAAAUUCGAAUUUUGCGCCAAUUUCAUUUGAACAACAAUAUGAAAUUCUUUUCAACAGCGACCGCGUAAAGACGUUAUUAAAAUAUGGGCUGGAUCGCUUUUAUGAGCUUCAUAUGUGGGACAAAACUAACUAACCAAAUCGAACUAACCAAUUAAGUAUAGUAAUAAAAAAACAUAAAUUCAUAUAUGUACAUUUAUGCCCAUGUUAAUGUGUGAACGCGUAAGUACGCAUACGAAUUUUUGGAAAUGGUUUUAAGUUUUUAACUAAAGAAAAAAAUAUGAAUUAUUCAUUUAAAACUAAAUUUUUAAUUUUUACAGUGAUAUGGCCAAGCAAAUCUUAUCACAACUUUAGGUAAAUACAAUUUUUAAAAUCAAU
This is a messenger RNA of Rhagoletis zephyria (snowberry fruit fly), 1436 nucleotides long. RefSeq lists its product as uncharacterized. Lineage: Eukaryota; Metazoa; Arthropoda; Insecta; Diptera; Tephritidae. The record is from RefSeq and is a predicted model, not a curated record.